UAUCGAUAUGAGAUUUUGUCUAAACGUAUUAGCAAAUCUUAGCGUUAGUAAAAGGGGAAAAAAUAUAUUAGUACAAAAAAUACUAAAAGAUAGGAUAUCUUCGAAAAAAACAAAAAAAGGAAUAAAAAAGAAGUUAUUUAUUAGAAUUUUCGCCUCUCGGUCAUUCCUGAAACCCUAGCUCAAGUUGCGUGACCCUCCUUUUCUCUCUUCCAUCUCGCCCCCUCUCUCUGCGCCAAACGCUCGCCGUCGCGGAGAAGGAUCCUCUUACUCUCAGAGAAUCUACGGUAAUUCCUUCUUCCAUGUCUCGAAUCUGUCAAUUCUAUGUUUGGAUUCGGUUUUUCCAUGUUAGAUUGUGUUGAUAUGAUGUGAAUCGGGUAAUUCCGGUGGAUUUCUCGAGCUGUUCAGUUUGUGAGAAACUGAAGCAUGGCAACGUUCAUCGAUCUAGAAAUCGGAAGCAGAAGGAUUAGGAUUGGAAGCGUUUUUUUGCAUAGCUGAAAUCGAGUAGGGUUUGUUGAUGAAUCCGUAGCUUUAUCGUCAUUGGAUUUGCCGAUAUGCUUGUCUUGCGUCUGAUUUGUACUCUUAGAUUCUGAAUUUCUGGCCUAUGCAUUGAAAAUGUCAUCGUAAACCAUGGAUUCAAUUUGCUUUUUCUUGGUUUUAUCGAGUUUAACUGAUCCUAUACCUUGUUGUUUUAAUGGAAUGAAUAUUAGUGAUCUUCUUGGACGCUCAUAGCUUCUCUGUAUGCAAUUGUGUAUCUAUUCAUUCUGUGGCUCUGUUGCAGCAUACUUGGUUUCCUACUUUUAAUUCUUUGUCAAGAAUUCUCUGGGUUUCUUAUUUAUUACUGUUUGACACGUCAAGGGUUUGUUUCAGAUCUCUCACGAUGGCUGACAGUGAUGACAAGAACAUUGAGAUCUGGAAGAUCAAGAAGCUCAUCAAGUCUCUGGAAGCUGCCAGAGGCAAUGGGACAAGCAUGAUUUCCCUCGUCAUACCUCCCCGUGACCAAAUUUCUCGUAUUGCUAAGAUGCUUGGUGAUGAGUACGGAACUGCUUCCAACAUCAAGAGCAGGGUCAACCGUCAAUCUGUUCUGGGCGCCAUCACGUCUGCUCAGCAAAGGCUGAAACUCUACAACAAGGUCCCACCUAACGGUCUCGUGCUCUACACCGGAACAAUUGUCACUGAUGAUGGGAAGGAGAAGAAGGUGACUAUGGACUUUGAGCCUUUCAGGCCAAUCAAUGCAUCUCUCUACCUCUGUGACAACAAGUUCCACACUGAAGCCCUGAACGAACUUCUAGAGUCUGAUGACAAGUUUGGCUUCAUUGUCAUGGAUGGUAAUGGUACCCUGUUUGGAACACUGAGUGGAAACACCCGAGAAAUCCUCCAUAAGUUCUCAGUCGACCUGCCCAAGAAGCACGGAAGAGGAGGGCAGUCUGCCCUUCGAUUUGCUAGGCUCCGGAUGGAGAAGCGCCACAAUUAUGUAAGGAAGACUGCUGAGCUGGCGACACAGUUCUUCAUUGAUCCUUCAACAAGUCAGCCUAAUGUUUCGGGUCUUAUACUGGCUGGUUCUGCUGACUUCAAGACUGAGUUGAGUCAGUCUGACAUGUUUGACGCUCGACUUCAGGUCAAGAUUCUGAAUGUGGUGGAUGUGUCCUACGGAGGGGAGAAUGGAUUCAAUCAGGCAAUCGAGCUGUCAUCAGAGAUUCUCUCCAAUGUGAAGUUUAUUCAGGAGAAGAGGCUGAUUGGGAAGUACUUUGAGGAGAUCAGUCAAGAUACUGGGAAAUAUGUGUUUGGUGUCGAUGACACUUUGGCAGCUUUGGAUAUGGGUGCUGUUGAGAUUCUCAUUGUUUGGGAGAACCUGGAUGUUAACAGGUAUGAGCUGAAGAACAUUGCAACUGGCGAGAUUGUAAUCAAACAUUUUACCAAGGAGCAAGAGACGAACGAAAGCAGCUUUAGGGAAGCUGUUAACCCCGCUGAGCUCGAGGUUCAGGAGAAGAUGCCUCUGCUGGAAUGGUUUGCUAAUGAGUACAAGCGAUUCGGCUGCACACUCGAGUUUGUCACCAACAAGUCCCAGGAAGGGUCCCAGUUCUGCAGAGGGUUUGGUGGCAUUGGAGGCAUUUUGCGCUACCAGGUUGACAUGAGGUCGUUUGACGAGGUUUCUGAUGACGGGGACGUGUACGAUUCCGAAUAGCAAUCAGCCAAAUCUACUGUCCUGCUGGUGCAGGAGAGCAGGGACGAACAAGAGCCUGCACCAGCAGAAGGCGAGCCGGUGGCGGGGGGCCACCUUCGGCUCGGGAUGCGGAGCUCCCUGCUGCUAAGUGCUUAGAAGAAGAAAUUCGCUACUUCAUUUCAGGUGCGGCCAAUUUCUCCUCCAUUGCUGUUCAUCCUUUCUCUAUCCCGAGCCCUUUUCUCCAAAAAGAAAGGCAAAUAGAUUUGUGGUAUAGGCCAAUAAAUUUGUAGUGCUAAAUCAUACCGACUCCAGAGGUUGAUUUGAUUGUUGAUGUUCGUCGCUGCAAGUUUUACUUGCAUUCGAUCUUGCUUCUAACCGGUCUCGAUUUCCCUUUUCCAGGAAGGGAGGUUUAUAGUACACAAAGCUUCAAGGACGAAAACAUUUUUGAAUCUCGUUAUGCAUCUGCGGAAGAAGGGUUGUGUUUGGGUGGAGGAAGUCUGAUUGAACUUUGUAUUGAAGCACUAGACGCAUUUUUAUGGAUGAAGGGAACGUUUUCAUCAUAUAGCUGGGAUGUCUACGUUUAAAGAACUAAGAACUGGACUUGCUGUCCUUUUUUAUAUAUGUUAGGCUAUGGUUUGGUUGUGCUUUUUGCAUUUUAAAUGUUUCUGCAACUGGAAUAAGAGUUCCCCUCUGCAGACUGGGCUAUGAUAUGAUGUGGUUCUGUGUCUUGAUUGUUGUGUAAAUGUUGUUCGAGGAUGGUUUUAUUCAAGGUUGUUGAGCCGCGGGUAACAGGCCACACGUACAUGUCGGGUCGAUUGUUACAAAGUAUCGGGUUGAAGAUCUAAUUACGUAUUUUUUUUAUGUGAAAUGCGCCUAUUUUUAUUUUUUAGUCUAACUCCAUCUUUAGAAUCGUAAGUUGAACAUUUAAAUAUAUAUGUUAUAUAAGUGUGUGAAUUUUCAUUAUAUGUUGGAUUUAAGCAUGAUAUAUUAUUUUGGUGGAAUAUUAUAUAUUAUAAUUCAUAUAUUAUAUGAGAUUUAAUAUAAUUUAUCAGAAUAAGUACAGUAUAAUGAC
This is a messenger RNA of Linum trigynum, 3233 nucleotides long. The record is from the annotation of a GenBank genome assembly. Lineage: Eukaryota; Viridiplantae; Streptophyta; Magnoliopsida; Malpighiales; Linaceae.